This is a messenger RNA of Ostreococcus tauri, 3678 nucleotides long. RefSeq names its product unnamed product. NCBI's taxonomy places the organism in Eukaryota, Viridiplantae, Chlorophyta, Mamiellophyceae, Mamiellales, Bathycoccaceae. Bases 1 to 3678 code for a protein of 1225 amino acids. The record is from RefSeq and is a predicted model, not a curated record. The transcript has a single exon.
AUGGCUUGGUCGGUGCGCGCGCGCGCGCGUGGGCGCGGUGGACGACGGAACGACGGACGGGGGACGAUGGUGAUCGCCCUCGCGUGCGCGCUCGCGGCGGUGGCGCUGGGAGGGUUGAGCGCGCGCGCGUGGGCGACGGGAACGAAUUGUUAUCCGGACGCGUGCACGAGGGGUGGUUCGAACACGUUUGAUAAGAACCAAAGGAACAUGUGUAAGAUGCUCGCGGAGACGAGCAAAUACUGCGUGAUCCCGACGUCGGACGAUGAUUGUCCGCGGGAGUUGAAAUAUCACGGGUGGUGCGACGCGAACAGAUACGUGUUCAACUCCGGGUGCUUGAGCAAGUACCCGACGACGUCUGUGCCGUCCGGCAGUGCGGUUGACUUUAGUUCGUAUGAAACCGCGUAUUGGAGCGUCGGAGCGCCGUAUCCGCUUCAUCCAAACAUGGUGAACGCUGAUUUGAGGACGUGCGUGAUCGACUACGUGAAGACGCAGUUGCGCGCGCAGUUUACGGAGGAGGGUAUGAUCGCCGACGAAGCCUCUAUCACGUCGCUCGCUUUACAAGAGUUCCCGGAGGAACAGAUGGUGGAUAGCAACGACUACAAGGACCAGUUCUCGAGCUUUUACCUCAGUGAUUCCGACUUUGACGACAUGGACGCGGAUUCAUCCGACGUUCCGCUCUCUGACGUGGAUGGCGAAGCGGUGGAGAGCACUGUAACAAAGAGCGUGAGCGCGCAACCGUGCUCCGGGAGUGGCAGCGAUCAGCAAUGCUUCGACGUCUGCACCGCCGACCUGGGCCUCAAGUCAGAGUACAAGAUUAAGAUUCCGAAAGUGUGCGCAAAGAUAAGAAUCUUAGGCAGAAAGUUUAAGAAGUGCAUCAAGGUGCCCAAGACAAAAUUCAAGGUUCCAAAUAAGUGUCAAAAGAUGUGCAUCACGAUUCCGGGCUAUUGCGAGAUGUCAACGGCGCUCACGGCCGUGGACGACCUCAAAAAAGUUGACUCUCUCAAUAGCUUGGUGGCGCCUUGCAAAGCCGUUGGCGUUCCAAGCACCGUCUGCGACGCCGUUGGUGAAGCCGAUGACGCCAUCAACGCCAUCGCGCAACUGAAGAACGUCAAGAGCCUGAACGACGUGGCAGAUAUGUGCAGUUCCUUGAUGCCGAGCAGUGUCUGUACAGAGAUUCGAGACAGUGUCGACGCAAUCUCACAGAUCACGCAACUGAAGAACGUCAAGAGCCUGAACGACGUAGCCAACCUAUGCAGCGCCGUGAUGCCGAGCAGCGUCUGUACAGAGAUUCGAGACAGUAUCACUGCAGUAUCGAGCAUCGCGACCAUGGCCGCGCAGACGACGGUGGAUGGUGUCCUUCAGGUGGGUCUGUUACCUGACGUCCUGAAUGGCUACAUCAGAGACGCUCAGGACGCUUUGGAGAAGGUCGCGGACACGCUCGAAUCGUCGCUCAGGGGUCUUCUUGAGCACGUCUGGGGAGAAGUUUCGACGACAUCAUCGGAACUCGUCAGUCUCAUCGAAAGCUCGAUCAAGAACACGAUGGCGACAUCAUCAUCCGGUAUGUCAGCACUCGGUGCCGCGCGCGAAAACCGCCGCACGGAGCUUCUCGACGACAUUCAUGAGGGUGUGAAUGCCGCUUUCCGUGGCCUCGCAGCUCCGGCGCGUUCGGCGCAAUCACUCGCCGCGAAUUUGGGCGCGGCAACCGGGCAAGGGUGCUUCGUAAUUCCAGUUAUGUGUACUGAAGAGAUUGAGUAUCCUAUGAAAUGGCCAAAAGCUCUCGAGAACGUGUCGGCGUCGCCUGGUGCAAUCACCGUGGAUCCACCAGACAUCCAGUUCGAUUUAUGCGCUCAGAUCAACGAGUUCAAAGUGAGCUCUCAAGUCGCAACAAAGCUCGUCAAGGCGCUCGGCGAUAUGUUUGAGGCGUUCUUCGAUGCGCUCUACGACGAGUCUGGGUUGAAGGACGUCGUCGCUGACAUCAAGAAACUGGGCAGCGGUAAGUUUUUUGCGAGCUCAUCGCGUCGACGCUUGCUGAGCACGGAUGAACAAAUGACAAUCCUCGCGGCGCACGCCGAUUACAAGAAUCGAUUGGCUAGUGCCGAGUCGAUCGUUCUCAGGGAGCUCGUGAAGCUCUCAGAGACUAUCCACUCGCCUGAUUUCGCGACGAGAUCUCGCACACGCGCCGGUGGUUCACGGGAAGCCUCUCUCGGUAAGAACGCAUUCGACGAGGUACUCGACGACUUUUUAGACGACUUGGAAGCAGCCAUCAAGUUGAUGUCGGACACAACGAGUGUCAAGGCUGAGUUGAGUAUGAAGGCGUCUGGCAGCGCGUCCGUCAGCGCACACAUGGCCCUCGCAAAGGACGGCGAGUUUUGGUCUGACCAAUUUUCAGGCGUCAAAGUCGUCCCGCUGCCGCUGCCAGGCUUAUCCGCCGUUCUUGAAUAUGACUUGUCGCUCGCGCUUCCAUAUUACCUGAACUUUGACGCCCAAGCGGCUCUUGAUGUUGAAUUCUCUGUUGAAAUGCCCAUGGCCGUCGAACUCUCGAAAAACCCAAGUUUCUCGGUGAGCACACCGCAGGUGAGCGUCUCGAGGACUCUCACUGGUUCCGCAAAGGCCGCCAUGCAGAUUGGAGCCGUCGUGCAUUUGGAAAAGGCGUUCGCUGCGCUAUGCGCCGGUCCGAUGUGUGCCGGUCCUUGGUUGGACGCAAAGCAGGACGCUUACGUCGGCGUCGAUGCUUGGGCACUCGCGAACUGUGCGUCGGGCUACGGCGAGCUCAUACCCACGUGGUCGGAUACUUUCUCGUACUCGAAGGCGAACCAAAAUAAAUGCGCAGGUUCCUUGGCUGGAGCGGGUGGCUACGUCGAGAUUCCAAAGACAUCGAUACUAUACUCUCAAAUCCAGCUCGCGACGAUUCCGAUUGGAGAGGCGGCGAGCGCCUCAAGUUCCUCCUCCGCUCGACUCGGGGCGUCGGCUGAGGACGAGGAAGACUCUGACUGCAGCACGAGUAAAAGAGGCACGGGUCUGUACAACUUUGCGCCAAUGCUCAAGACAGUGAUCGGCUCGGGUACUUACCUAUCGCAGGACAUCUUUGCCCUGUGUGAGGGUGGCGGCACUUGCAAGCGCGAGGAUGUAUCGCCGCCAACAGAAUGCCCGACGUGCGUUUGUCCGAUCGCGCCGAGCGAGCCGCCCGCUUCGUUGCCAUCGACGACAUACCAACCGCCCACUUCGGUGCCGCCCACGGCGAGUCAACCUCCGGCGCGUUCAUACGCCAAGAAAUCGGCAAAGAGGGUCAAGGCUUACGAUUCACGCUGUUGUGAUGAUGGCUCGACUAAAUGUGCCAUAGCGACGGCGGCUACAGCUCAACAAAUAUGUGGCGCGAAGUGCGAUGCAUGCGCCGAUUGCAAGGCGUUCGAUUUCAACGCUAAUGAUGGAAACUGCGGUUUCUCGACACAGUCUCGCUUCAAAUCGCGUUCGGCCUCUACCUAUUAUUACCACGUAUCGACUUCUGCGUCGCUGGGAUCAGCCGGUCUCAACGUCAUCCCGGCACUUGAUUUCUCGCCAACUGUGGUAUUUGCGCUCGCCGCAGCGUUCGUGGGCAUCGUUGUCGCUGUUCGUUCCCGCCCGGUAAAAUCGAGCUUGCUUCGCGACGGCCGCGAGUCGAGCUACGGUGCCGUGUGCUGA